Messenger RNA from Schistocerca gregaria, 1932 nucleotides. It is a transcript of the gene temp, whose product is annotated as protein prenyltransferase alpha subunit repeat-containing protein 1. Gene Ontology annotation, cellular component: cytoplasm. Gene Ontology annotation, molecular function: protein prenyltransferase activity. The coding region runs from base 109 to 1176 and encodes 355 amino acids. NCBI's taxonomy places the organism in Eukaryota, Metazoa, Arthropoda, Insecta, Orthoptera, Acrididae. Gene Ontology annotation, biological process: protein prenylation. The record is from RefSeq and is a predicted model, not a curated record. The transcript is spliced from 5 exons.
ACUAUCGACUUUGGACAUAAUACGAAGUAUCUUUGAUCAUUAAUGAGGUGGAUGUGUGACGGAUAAUGUGUGUUGUUGCCGUGUUGACAGGGAUAUAUUUGAUACAUAAUGCAAGAAGAUACGUUCCCUGCUGCCGAGAGGAUUUUGGCAGAUAUUGAGAAUGUGUUCAAGAGAGAUCCAAAGCUGAAAGAAUUCGACAUAAUUCCUGUUACUGUCAACCACAACAAGUCGCCGCUACAUCACGUGGAACACUGUUUAGCACUUGAAUCGUGGUGUGUGCGUCAUGUGUACUGCUAUGCGUAUCAUCGCCUCCUGGAUACGCGACAUUUCCGACAUCGAAGAGCAGAUCCAGAAGUAACGUCAAGACUGCUACUUGGAGCCCUUUUACUUAAUCCUGAUGUGUCUACAUUCUGGAACAUGAGAAAAGAGUUGGUUCAGUCAGGACGUUUGGAUGUUCAGUCUGAAUUGCAUUUCAGUGUUGUUAUAUUAUCUCGGAAGCCAAAAAGUGCAGAGGCAUUCUCAUACCGCAGGUACCUGUUGGAGAAAUUAUUGACAACAGGCGCAGACAAGAUACACUUACUGGAAGAGGAGUUGCAAGUGUGUGCGGUGGCAGCAGAUCGGUACGCUGGAAACUAUCAUGCCUGGCAACACAGAACAUGGAGUAUGAUGAGGCUUGCAGAAACUGAUCAGUUGUGGUUGAAGGAGUGGCAGUGGUCAGAAGGCUGGAUGUCUCUUCACAUAUCUGAUUACAGUGGAUUACAUUAUAGACAGUUUUUGCUGCGUCACUUGCUUGGAGAUGGAAACGCGGGUAUUGCAGCAUGUACAGAAAUAAUCACUUCUGAACUGGAAAGCAGUACAGAUCUUAUUACAAGGUAUCCAAGUCAUGAGGCACUGUGGAACUAUCGAAGAUCAGUUUUGACGUGUGCUAAAGAAUAUCUCCCAAAAUUUGACUCUUAUCCAAAUGCUGCAGUGCUCACAGCAUCUGUAAAUGGGAAGUGUGUUCCUGAGAAUGGUUUUGAAUGUGGGACAGUUUUUAAACCUGAAGAAUUUUGGAAGAGAAUUGUACAACAAGAACGUCAUUUUGUGGAAAGGUGUAAGAUGACAGACAAACAAUUUGUACUUCGUCACUUACACUGGAUGCUCAAAGCUCUUGGAGUUAACUUGGAAGAAGGAUGAGAAGAUAAGAAUAAUACACUAAAUUCAAGUACAAAAUUUAGUCCUUCUGCUCAAGACGUCCUGCACAUUACAGUUGUGGGCUUGAUGCUGCAGAGUCUUUAAUUCACUGACCAUCACUUUAGUCAUUGUGAGGAUUAUUGUUUGUGAAGUUGGAGGAGCAAUGAUUCACAGCUUGUUAAAAGCAGAAUGGUGCCUUAUUAUUUUUGGUUUGUUAAGAAUGAGUAAAUUGUACUGCAGUUGCCAUGUUGCCACACAACACAGUGGUAGCGCACAUUCACGCCCCCCCCCCCCCUCUCUUUCACACACACACACACACACACACACACACACACACACACACACACACACACACGGAGAGAGAGAGGGAGAGAGAGAGAGAGAGAGAGAGAGAGAGAGAGAGAGAGAGAGAGAGAGAGAGAGAGGUGUGUGUGUGUGUGUGUGUGUGUGUGUGUGUGUGUGUGUGUGUGUGUGUGUGUGGCGGAGGGAGGGUGGGGGGGGGAUGAGAGAGAGUGAUACAGAAGGGGGAAGACACCAUGACUUCUGUCCAGUUUUUCUGUGAAAAGAUGUGUAUCUUAACAGUUUAAUAAAUGGUGUAUAUCUGUGCCAUUUGAUGUUCAGUAUUAAGUUUUAUCUACUGAAGAAUCUGUUUCUGUACCUGUCGUUGUUGUUUAUGUUGUUUACUCUGAGUCAGAUAUUUUGUUUAUUGUUACUUUUUGGAAAUUAAAGUGGUGGUCGUGCUAUUUUUCUUGACAACUA